Molecule: messenger RNA, 280 nt
Organism: Ambispora leptoticha
Lineage: Eukaryota; Fungi; Glomeromycota; Glomeromycetes; Archaeosporales; Ambisporaceae
Source: the annotation of a GenBank genome assembly
UUUUCUUUACUCAUUUGAUCUGAAUGAUAAUGAAGAGUUAUUAAGUAGAUUACAACAAGGAAAACAACAAGGGAGGUUCGCUGAACUUCGCGGAAUGAGUCAUGGACUUUUCGGUCCAACUUAUGGAUUUGGACCUGAUCUAAUGAUUUUCUUAGGAGAAACAUGGAAUUAUGGCCGUUGCCGUAAAACAGAAUCAUACGAAUAUGGUUUGCUUGGAGGCGAGAAUGAAAAGAUUAGAUUUGAAUUUGAUGAAAUUGAAAUAUUUCAAAUCAUUAAAUGA